This is a messenger RNA of Anolis carolinensis (green anole), 4911 nucleotides long. RefSeq names its product receptor interacting serine/threonine kinase 2 (gene ripk2). NCBI's taxonomy places the organism in Eukaryota, Metazoa, Chordata, Lepidosauria, Squamata, Anolidae. The transcript has 11 exons. Gene Ontology annotation, biological process: signal transduction; regulation of apoptotic process; protein phosphorylation. Gene Ontology annotation, cellular component: cytoplasm. Gene Ontology annotation, molecular function: ATP binding; protein kinase activity. The coding region runs from base 106 to 1788 and encodes 560 amino acids. The record is from RefSeq and is a predicted model, not a curated record.
GGAAGUUGUGGGGAGAUAGCAGAGGGAGCCAAGGUCCUCCUGGGUGACCCCGGGAGAGCUCAGCACACCACGAAGGCCAAGCCGGAGGAGGGCCGCCCCGCCUUGAUGGCUGCUGGGGGCGGCAGUGGCAGCAUGUGGACCAACGGUGGGGCCCCGGGCACCUGUGCCCCUUGUGCCCUCAGUUACGCACUCCCAACCAUCUCUUCCAACAAACUGCCGGACCUGCGUUUCCUCGGCCGGGGAGCCUAUGGCACUGUGUCCUCAGCCCGCCAUGCAGACUGGCGGGUGCCGGUGGCUGUCAAGGGCCUUCAGGGAUCACUCCUGGAAAGCGAGAAAGCCAAUCUCUUAAAGGAAGCUGAAAUUUUACACCAGGCAAGGUUCAGUUACAUUCUACCAAUUUUGGGAAUUUGCAAUGAACCCGAAUUUCUGGGCAUCAUCACGGAAUACAUGCCAAAUGGGUCACUGAACCAACUUUUGCAUGGGAAAAAUGUGUAUCCUGACAUUGCUUGGUCACUAAGGUUUCGCAUACUUUAUGAAAUUGCCUUGGGAGUGAAUUACCUUCACAAUAUGACACCUCCACUUUUGCACCAUGAUUUGAAGACCCAAAAUAUUUUACUUGACAGUGACUAUCAUGUUAAGAUUGCGGAUUUUGGUUUGUCGAAAUGGCGCAUGGUCUCCAUGUCAUUGUCACGAAGUGAGAAGUCAAUGCCUGAGGGAGGGACUAUCGUCUACAUGCCACCUGAAGAUUAUGAUGGCAGACAAAAAACACGUGCCAGUGUAAAACAUGAUAUAUACAGUUAUGCCAUUAUCAUGUGGGAAGUGAUGUCAAGAAAACAGCCAUUUGAAGAUGUUAUAAACCCCUUGCAGAUUAUGUAUAGUGUGUCACAAGGAAGGCGUCCAGACACUAGUGAAGAGUAUCUGCCAUUUGACAUUCCUCAUCGAGGGCUGAUGUUGUCGUUAAUCGAAUCUGGCUGGGCACAAAAUCCAGAUGAAAGGCCUUCUUUUUCAAAAUGCUUAAUAGAGCUUGAACCUGUCGUGAGAACCUUUGAUGAGAUACCUACGCUUCAAGCUGUGAUACAGUUAAAGAAAGCCAAAUCUGAAUACGAAUGGCGGUGCCUUCACUUCCCGAGCAGCACAUCUAACAAUCAAUCGGUAUCUCUAAAUAUACCAUUGGAUUCUAGUCUACAAGAGGAAGCCUGUGACUUGAGAUCCCAGAGCAACAGAUUUCAUCAACCAAGUGUUCUCUCGGAUACAUCCAAACAGUGCAAUGUCCUCUCAGAUGGCAGUAACGAUGCUUCAGGCGAACCACACACGCUUCUGAGCCUCUUCCCACUGUGCCAGAACGCUCCUCCCAACAUAUCCUUACAGAGCUCUUCUUCUUCCAAUACAAGCAGCUCAGAUUCAUCCAAUUCCAUGCCACACCUGCAGCAGUCACAAGGAAACAAUUCAGAUUUCACACUAAGGAUGGUGCAAAUGAAGGACUUUGCCAUCGCUCACCAGUGGAUCCAAAAUAAACGGGAGGAAAUAGUCAACCAGAUGACUGAAGCGUGCCUCAACCAGUCUUUGGAUGCCCUCCUUGCAAGGGAUUUAAUCAUGAGAGAAGAUUACGAACUUAUCAGCACCAAGCCUACAAGGACCUCAAAAGUCAGACAGCUGCUUGAUACUACUGACAGCCAAGGAGAAGAGGUUGCCAGAAUCAUAGUGCAGAAACUGAAAGACAAUAGACAGCUGGGACUCCAACCUUAUCCAAAUAUACCUGCCUCGUAUAGGCCUACAUCUUUGAAUUGAUAAUACUUGCAUUUUUUCCCCUUAAAAGUGGGGUUCCUGAUUCUGAAAUAUCACUAUGUUACUGCUGCAGCAUUCUCGACUAAAGUGUUCAGGGGAAAUGGGGCCUGGUAAGUGAAAGUAUUAUUUGACUUUGUAAUUAUUUUUUAAACACACACACACAUAAACAUUUUUCGGCCACACACUUGAAGUUUCAUUACCUUAUGCAGAUGUAUUUUGUUAAUAUUGUGAAUUCAGGAAAAAUACAAAACUUAAUGGAAACUCUGCAUAGCUUUACUGUGAUUGUGCACAUUUUCUCAACAGUUAAAAUUAUCUUUUAGAAGAACAACGGUAUUGGUUUAGUGCCAUUCCUGAAACAGUUAGUCAGUGGUGUCUCUAGGGUUGUGUCACCCAGUGAAAUAACUCAUGGUGUCAACCCCAUGGGCUUCCUCCGUACCAGACUAUAUCACAGUAUUGUAGCUAAAACGUCACCCAGUGGAAUCCACACUAUUUGCACAGUGACACCACUUCAUUUUCUAUUUUGGGCAACUUCCAGAAUCCCCUAGCGAACUUGGCUCCUGUGGGAUUCUGGGGACUCUGGUUCCAACAUGUAUUCCAACCUCUGGUUUCAUAUAUUGGUGGGAUUUUUAAUAAACAGCAUUUUCUGCCAUGGGGGAACACUGCCUAUCAGUUCUAGCAGAGCUUUGUGUUACAAAUUAACACUAUGUAGCAAAAUUUGAAAAAAAUUCUGUUCCUGGUAUGAAAGUGUUAUUUCCUGUUUAAUUAUGUGGUAUUUAUUUUGAAAGUUGUUGUUAUACUCCAGAACCUUCGUUUUUGCAGCUGCCACAAACUAUGUUGAAUUGGUGGAUACUCCAUGAUAUAUGCAUUGAAAAACUACAGCAGAAAAUGCUGCAGGCAUUUCUUCCAUGUUUUUAUGAUAGAACCAAUUAGGAAAUGACAUUUAUAAUCCAGGAACAAAAACUGUGUUUCACAGUGUGUUUGGGUUUGAUAUACUGUCAGCACUCCAUAGCCAUGGAUUCUGUAUCCACAGAUUCAGCUAAACAUAGUUUGAAAAUAUUCUCCCCCCUCCCCCUCAUUCCCAAACCUUGAUUUUUCCAUUUUAUAUUAGGGACACACCAUUUGGCUCCACUGUUGUUUAUAAUGGGACUUGAGUGUCCAGGGAUUUUGUACCUACAUUGGAGGAGGUGGGGAGCUGGUACCAAUCCCCAGCAUAUACCAAGAAACCACUUUAUAGUGGAGAGGACUGACCAGAUCUAAUAAACUCACAUUUUAGAAUACAUCUUAUAAUGAUUUCUAGCUGGAAAGUAGAGUAGAAGAUCAGAAAAGGUGGGCAAAGUGUGUUUCUAAGAGCUCUGCCUGUCAUUAAUAAACUCCAUGGUUUUAAAACCACUACUAAUUUUACUUUUUACAAAACAAGAAAAGGUUUGAAAUUGUGCAAGUUGCUUGCAUUUCUUUCUAGGGGGAAACCACAGUGCUGAUCUUUCGAAAAAGGACAGUCAGACAAGCUAUGAUUCAGUAACUUCUUUAACAUAGUUGCUCAAAGAAAAGGGUGUACUGUUACAUUCAAGCUUGAGUGCAAAUCCUAAAUCGGAGGGCGGGGAGAGGAUUCAAAUUAGCAGGUGAGCAUUUCAAAGUCAAAAAUGCUAAGAGAAAUCAAAAUGGAAAUCUGUUGAUGUAUAAAUAUUAAUUCCAUAAAUAAAUUUUGGCAUCACAUGAAAAUAUUAAUAGAGCAGGGUUGCCUUGCAUUCCUUUGCAGUAUUGUGUUUAUCAUCAAAAGAAGAAAAAGUCAUGUCACAAAGAGGACAGAAGGAGAAGUCUGAAUUCUCUAUCUGUCCAUUACUCAAGCAACACACUCCUCUGUGUGGAAAGACAAAAACCUGACUACACAUUUGCAAUGUGUAGAAAUAAUGCAGGACUUAAUUUCUGGAUAACAGGAGAGACUACCGGGGUAAUUCAUUUUCUGAAUAAUGACUUUAGAGAGCCACUAAGCAUCAGAGUAAAUAAUACUGGAAUAAAUUGACAAAACAGUCUCAUGUGCAAUAAAGAAAGUGCCUAUGUUUCUGUGAAGGAUAGAUAGCUCUUAGUCAACCUGAUCAAGUCUUAUCAGUGGAGCAGAGGAAAAGAGAUCUACAUGAUUUAUUAUGCUUUUUAUGACCUACAGUAAACUGCUUUAUCACUAAACAAAUCAAAAUCAUUAGCUGACUUAGAGACAAAGUAGAGACAAUGUGGUUUUUCAUGACCUCCUAGAACCUGAAAUGUCUCAUAUAGAAAAUCUUCUGGAGCAGAAAAGUCAAUAUCAACUGAUCUGAACCGAGUUAAGCCAAUUAUGGCUGCCUUCUUUCACCUAAUGAGGACUGAACAGUGGUGCUUGCAUGUCAGGAAGACUUGUUUGUUUUGUUUGUGUGUUUUGCUUUAAUUUUGUUGAGCAAACCUAAUUGUAUCAAUGGAUUCUUGGAACUGUUGGCACACAGCAUGGAUUGUACACACAAAAUACACUGUUGUUAAGAUGUGGGAUUACCAAUUGUAUUGCUUGUGAAUCUACUAUCAGCAGUUUCUGGGACUCUACUCAAAAUUUAUUCAUUCAGAAAGAACAACAUCACCACACAGAAUCCUUUCUGAAUUCGGAGGAAACUCCUGUUGUUGUUGUUGUUGUUGUUGUUGUUGUUGUUGUUGUUGUUGUUAUUGCUCCCAGAAUUUGUCAGAUCACACAUUCAGUGGCCAAAUCAGUUGAGAAAAUGGGAGCUGUAAUCCCUAAAGGGAACUUCAAAGUGCUGAAGAUAACUGUCAACUGAAAUAGAAUGAUUAGGUUGGAAGAGAUCACAAGGACCACCCAAUCUGCCAUGCAGAAACUCACAAUCUAAACACUGAAGACAGAUGGCCAUCCAAUCUGCUUAAAAACCUCAAGAAAAGGAGGGUCCCCCACACUCUGAGGCAGUGUAUUCCCCUUACCAUUAGGAAGUUCCUAAUUUUUUAAUGUUGAAUCUCUUCUCCAGCAAUUUGACUAACCAGGAAACAUGUAGAAUGUGUAGAAAAAAAGAUUUUUAUAUGUAUUUUGUGUUUGUGUUUAUAUGUAUAUAGGCUGAUAUACUGUUGGUUAACUCAAUGAGAAUAAAUCCAUUCAUUCAA